Messenger RNA from Neogale vison (American mink), 1544 nucleotides. RefSeq names its product TatD DNase domain containing 3 (gene TATDN3). The transcript has 10 exons. Gene Ontology annotation, molecular function: hydrolase activity, acting on ester bonds. The coding region runs from base 19 to 942 and encodes 307 amino acids. The record is from RefSeq and is a predicted model, not a curated record. Lineage: Eukaryota; Metazoa; Chordata; Mammalia; Carnivora; Mustelidae.
GCGGCGGUGGCUGUGGCGAUGGAGGCGGUGGGCGUGGGGUUGGUGGACUGUCACUGCCACCUCUCGGCCCCGGACUUUGACAGCGAUCUGGAUGAUGUGUUGGAGGAAGCCAAGAAAGCCAAUGUUAUGGCUCUUGUGGUGGUUGCUGAACAUUCAGGAGAAUUUGAAAAGAUUAUGCAGCUUUCUGAAAGAUAUAAGGGGUUUGUCCUGCCCUGCUUGGGUGUUCACCCUGUUCAAGGAGUUUCUCCAGGAGACCAAAGAUGUGUCACAUCAAAGGAUUUGGACGUAGCUUUGCCUAUUAUGGAGAAUUAUAAAGAUCAGUUGUUGGCAAUUGGAGAGGUGGGACUAGAUUUCUCCCCCAGAUUUGCUGGCACCGAUGAGCAGAAGGAAGAGCAACGGCAAGUCCUAAUCCGACAGGUCCAGUUAGCCAAAAGAUUAAAUUUGCCUUUAAAUGUUCACUCACGCUCUGCUGGAAGACCCACCAUCAGCCUCUUAAAUGAGCAAGGUGCUGACAAAGUGCUCCUGCACGCAUUCGAUGGUCGGCCAUCUGUAGCGAUGGAAGGAGUUAAAGCUGGGUACUUCUUCUCAAUUCCUCCUUCUAUAAUAAGAAGUGGACAGAAGCAGAAACUUGUGAAACAGUUGCCUUUAACUUCAAUUUGCUUAGAAACAGAUUCACCUGCACUAGGACCAGAAAAACAGCUCUGUAUUUCUUCUGCCAAUUUCCUGCCCUUUCUGCCCACACUCCCUUUGUCAACUUUCACCUCUAAAUCUUUUAAGAUCCAUUUGAAUGACUUCCCCCGGCCUCAUCGCCCCAGCCAGACGCGAUUCCUGCCGCCUAAACUGUGCAGCCCUGUUCUCCAUUUCCUCAUCAGCUUAUUCGUUUCAUGGAUCACACAGCUGUGGAGCCUCUCCAAUGGGUUUCCCACUAAUCUAGGUCCAUAAGGCUACAGAGAGGAAUAAGACAUGGUCCCUGCCUUCAGUUCAAAAUGUAUUAAAGGGGACAAAUAAUCCCAAAGCAAUGUGAGAAGUACUAUAAUAAAGGAGGAAUGAGGUUCUACAAAACCAGUUUGAUGACAUUUAACACACAUUCCUUUUUACUAAGGUUACCUUGUGUAUGUUUUCACCUUAAGAAAUUACAGACCAUUUGAGAACAAACCAGUUUUUUUCUUCUUGCAUCUUCUCUGUAGUCUGAAACAAGGUUUGCAGUAUCAUAUGCUCGUACAUAUCUUUUAAAUAAGCGAGUGGAGGUAGUUAGUCCACUGACUGCAGCUGACAAGCUAGUAUGUUCUCCUUCAGUCUACUCUUCGAAAUGGAGAUUUAAUGUUCUAUACCUUUUCACUGGUUGGGCUUUUGUUUUGUUUUGAGGUGCAUAUUUUUCAUCUCCACAUUGUUUUAAAUGUAUUAAAUGCUAUUCAAAGAUUUCCUAAUGUUAAACAUUCUGAAAAAUAGGAAUAAACUCUCAUGGUCCAAAGAAGCAGAUCCUUUUUUUUCUUUUUUUUUUUAAGAUUUUAUUUAUUUAUUUGACAGAGAGAGAUCACAAGUAG